Molecule: messenger RNA, 9901 nt
Organism: Astyanax mexicanus (Mexican tetra)
Lineage: Eukaryota; Metazoa; Chordata; Actinopteri; Characiformes; Acestrorhamphidae
Exons: 46
Coding region: 414-9497 (3027 amino acids)
Source: RefSeq, a predicted model, not a curated record
GAAGCUCCAGAGGAGCACAGAGCAAGUCCGGGUGAUUUAAAUUUACAGUGAAAUGAAAUUUAAUUAAUAUUAAGCGUCAUAUUGAUAUGUGUCCACUGGAGCUUACAGCGCAUCCACCUGCGAUUAUUUUACACACACGAACAACAUAACUGCAGCCGGUUAGCGGGGGAGAAACGAGUUAACCGAGUUUUUUUAUACACAAACAACACAGCACAGCACAGCCCCAGCAGCCCGGCCACAACAACACAGCUCUGUUAACCUAUAGUUCACUUGGCUAGGGUCAUUAACUAGUUUACCACCCAUUAAAACACACCAUGUCUGUACCAGUCUCACAACAACAGCAGCAGCAGCAGGGAGGACUCUAACAGAGACUGCAGGCUCGCACAGGGAGCGAGUGAUGAACAGAGGAGGAGAUGGACAGACAGCAUGGCUCUCCAGCACAGAGACCCACACACAAAAGACUGGCUUUAUCUGCAGCUCAGAGGGGACUUUCUAACCAUGCCACAGCAUCAGAUCGCAACAUGGAUAAAACCAGUAAGAACGUUGUACGCCUGCUGAAACAUAACCCUGAAGGCAUCCCUCUCUCGAGGGUGGCAGUGUUCUACAGUCAGAGAUACCAUCGCAACCUGACCGCGGCAGACCUGGGCUUCAACUCUAUUGCUGAUCUCAUAACCUCUUUAUCUGAACAUCUGGAGGUUCAGAAUGGGACCGUCUUUCACAGGAAACACAGGCCGCAGAAUCAGGAUGCUGAGGAUAUGGUCCAACUGCUUAAAAGCUGCCCUGAAGGAAUUCCACUCAGCAAGCUAGCAGUGUCCUUCAAACAGAGGUACAAAAGAAACUUCGUCCUGUCAGGAUUCUCCACCAUGGCCGCUUUUAUUGACUCUCUAAGCGAAGAGCUGUGUGUGAAGGGUGGAGUAGUUCACCACAGGAACCACACUCCAUCCACAGAUGGUGACAUGGAUGCAGUUUCUCAAGAAGUCGUGGACCUGGUUGAAGAGCACCCAAAAGGCAUCCCUAUGAAAAAGCUGGCUGUAUUCUACAGUCAGCAGUACAAAAGGAACCUGAUUGUGGCAGAGCUUGGCUUCUCCUCAGUCAAUGCUUUUGUUGACUCUCUGUCCAAGGAUUUGCUGGUAGACAAUGAGAGUGUCUUUCACAGGACACACAAGGCAACCCCUGGGCCCUCAGCAUCAUCAAGUCAAACCCCAGCUCCUCUAAUUUCUAUUACCGGAGUCUCCUUUGGGGCUGGUCCUGCUAGUACUGCGCCAAAGGUGGACGAGAUGACACAGGAAGAACUGCUCAAGAGAGUUAAAGAAGUCAUCAAGGUGUACCCAGCUGCUGGAAGCUCCAUUACACAGCUGCAGAAUGGCUACUUCCUUCACUUUGGUGAAAUACUGCCACUGAAGCUUUAUAUGUCACUCUACGAUAGUCAGGCGAAUAAACCACAGGCACCUACAAGCAAAGCGCUGAUAAAAGCAGAACCGGAACCAGGAAAAUCUGCUGCAACACCAGCGAAGACGGUUACUAGGACCUCUGUGAGCCCACAGCCUGUGCCGGUUUCUAAUGGCCUGGCUGAAGAAGUGGUCCGUUCCAAAACCGGCUCUCCUAUCUGGCCACUCCAGCCCACUGCUUCUGCUUCUCCUACACCUUUACCAAGUGCACAGCUGGAGGAUUUCCCUGCUCUCGGCACCAGACUCUCCAGGUCUGAGCAGAGGAGGCUGAAGGGCAACCAGGAGGGGAAUUCUCUGGUGUUCCGGGAGGCCCAUCACGCCCAACUGAGAGAAGUACAUGGAUCGAAUGUGAGGGCAGUAGAGGCUUUGGAGGAGGAAGAGGAAGACGGCAGUCUGGGGAGACGCAAAAGGACGUACAUGAAUCCAGACAAUGUGAACAGUCUGGCUGAGGAUGCCAUUCGAGCCAUUGCAGUGGAGGGGGAGCAUGUGACUGUUGAUAAGGUGAUUAGCAAAGUGUGCACACUUCUGCAAGUGCCCUCCUUGUACUCUGUAAGGAUCAACCCUCAAUGGCAGCUGCCUGCAGUGAAAGAGCUCACCCGCACCAUCAAAGAGAUCAACCUUUUCAUUCAGUCAGUAGAGGCCAUCUCCUCUGUGUGCACUCUGUAUGAGCUGGGUCAGUCUGUUGCUGGCCUCAAGAACAAGAAGCGCUUCGAGGAGCUCCACCUAGGCCCUCUCUGCAAGUUCCCACUCGUUCAUCGGAUGUUCAAAAUAGACUGCAACACUAAAGAUGAUGAUAUACAGCAGAUCGAAACUGUGGAUAUUCUUAGGAGUCUUCGUAACUUCAGGCGAACCCAACACAAAGCUAAGGUGGACCUUGCGGAGUUCAUGCAGUACCUUGCAGACCAGUACAAUUGUGAAUCACCUUAUGAGCUGGGCAUUAGGAUCCAGAGUGUUGGGCUACCCAUAUCGACCUUGUCAAAAGCACACAGCUGUGAGAACACCUACAUGGACAGAGCUAGAGAGGCCAUUCAGAAGGAGAUUGAAGAAGAGGUGCAGGCCAGACUGUUUAAAAUAAAAAAAAGCCUCAUGGAGCCAGCACAAGGAAAUCCACUCUACUCCUCUGCUGGCAAUAUGGAGCUCAGGAAGAAGUAUGCCAGUCUCACUGCUGCUGAGGGUGUCAUGGAGGUCUUCACCAACUCUGCGGGCAUUUUUAAUCAAAGGAUGACCAAGAGAGUUCAGGAGUUCCUCAUGUGUGUAUCAGGAGAUCGGCUGGCCCGGUCACUGUUUCAGUUGGCUAUCUGCGGGGGCUCCCUUGCCGUCCCUACUGACCUGGUGCCCAAAGAGAAACCCCAAAAGCAUGCUCAGGAAAAGAAACCAGUUGAGGAGACCGCCAGUGCGCCACCCCCUGCUGAAGCUGCAGUGAAGCAGUACUUCCGGGAGUGUGUGUCCAGCUUCAUUGGCACAGUGACUCUGCCUUACCUCUGCAGACUGGAGAAGAAGGUGGCGGAGCAUUUCAAGUUCAAGGAGUUCCGGCAGCUACAGCAGGGCUCCUUCCUUGAGUUCCUGAUCAAAAACAGCCAGGUUCUCCAGGAUGCUGCAGGUGGCACUGUGGCAAUCAGCAAUCAGGACCUCAGAUCCUGUGGCUUCAGACCCAGCCAGCAGGAUGUGUAUGAGUUUAUUAAACAGUGUGGAGAGCCAGAUCCUGCCCGAAUCCCGUUUAUCGAGGCCGCGCUGAGGAGUCAGUACAGGAUCAGAGACAGCAGAGAUCUGGGCUGGGGGCAGCUGCGCAUCCUGCUGGAUUUCGCCAAACGCCAGAGUGAGAUGAGUGGUGGGGCCAUCAGCAGCUGCAUCCGCUACGAGUGCCCUCUGCUUCCAAAAGACCCAGGGGACGGGCUCGGGGAGACUGUGGGCUUGCUGGGGGAGGUGAGCCGUGAACAGGCAGUGGCGAGCCUGCUUUCAGCUCCACUGCUGCAGGACCUGAGAGAGUGGAGCCAAUGGGAGCUGGUCUUCCAGCCCAACCAUGGUCCUCUCAAAGACUUCAUCGAUAAAUACUGCGGCAAGACUGAUCUACUGGCUUUAGAAGUGUCUCCUGGAGUUCUGUUGAGGAUCACCACAGCCACAGGUGAUAAACUGUUCUCUGAAGCAGCUCAGGCCCUGGACCCUGUUGGAACAGCAGGCCACCUGGUCUCCAUCGUGGUGGCUGAUGGAAUUUCAAACACCCCCACGGCUCUGCUGGCCAAUCACAUGGAGAGUUCACUGGCAACAGCAGUGGCACAAGAAGAUUUAUCCUAUGAUGAAGAUGCUUGUUCAUUCAGCACUGUGACCAAAUUCGUGCUGGAGUGCAUGACUCAGAUGCCUACAAGAAUUUGCAAGGAGCUUCUGCAGCAGGUUUUCCUGGAGCCCCUCUCUAAAGUACUUGGACAAGCCAAGUCUAAAUCCGUCCUACUGGAUGCAGCCAAGUGUGAGGCAAGGUACCUCAACAAGCUCCAUCAGAUGGGUAUUUUACUGGGAAUCACUGAGUGGGUGCGGCAUUUCCACUCCAAACUCAUCUUACCAGCACCUCCUGAAGUUCCCUCACACACAGCCAAGAACAUGGUGGCUGACACUCUGAGUGAAGGCUCGUCUAUGUUGAGUCUGGCUGACAGUGAGGAUUUGUUGGAGGAGUCUGUGCUCAGUGCUCGCUCCAGCUCCAGCUGCUCCACUCCCGCUAAAGCUGCUCAGCAGAGUGUUAAUGAUGUUGCCAAGAAUGAUGCUAAUGAUGCCAGUGAUGCCAGUGAGGAGGAAGUUGAUCAAGAUGAAGAUCUUUUUGAGCUGGCGUCUGAGCAGAACGAUGAAGACCACCUCAGCGCUGAGAGUAAAGAGGAGGAUGAUAAGGAUGAAGCAGUAGAGGAAUCUUCUGAAGAACAGUCUGAAGAAUCUGAAGCUACUGAGCGCAUCAGUCAGCAGAGGGCUGUCGUCGAAGACAUCAGGAAGAGUGAGUUUGGUAUUGGGGUGGAGCUGAAUGAAGAGGGCCAGAACCUGAUGAAGAAGCACCAGGCGAGGACGGGUCGCAGUCUGGAACGCCUCUCCACCGAGCUCUACAGCAAGGACACGCACUUUGUGCUGGAGCUCAUUCAGAAUGCUGAUGAUAACAGCUACCCACAGGACGGAACGGAGCAGCCUGCUCUGGCUUUUGUGGUUCAGAAAGACUGCAUCACCAUCCUGAACAAUGAGUGCGGCUUUGAGGAGAAGAAUGUGCGUGCCAUCUGUGAUGUAGGCAAAAGCACCAAAGGAAAGCACAUCUGUGGCUAUAUAGGGCAGAAAGGUAUUGGCUUCAAAUCGGUUUUCAAAGUCACAGAUUGUCCCCAGAUCCACUCCAAUGGCUUCCACAUCUUGUUCGACAAGGCCAGCAGCCCCAUGGGAUACAUACUGCCUCACUGGGUAGAGGAGGACAGACACGUGCACUGCAACGCUAAGGAGAUAGCUGAGAAGAGCUGGACCACCAAAAUCUUCCUACCUUUGCGAUCAGAGAGUUACCAGACCAAGAACCUCUUCCAUGAUGUGCACCCUUCCCUCCUGCUCUUCCUCCACCGCCUGCGCUCCAUCACCAUCUACAACGAGGCUGAUAAGCGCUUGGUUUCCAUGACCCGAAGAGAUCAGAGCCACAACAUACUGGAGGUGGACCACACUGGUGGAGUGGAGCGCUGGUUGGUGGUGAAGAAACUGCUUUACCCUAAGAAGAUUAAAGAGGAUGUGGAGUCUACAGAAAUUGCCCUCGCCUUCCAGCUCAGUGACGGUGCCGCAUGUGAUGUGAAGGUGCAGCCUCCAAAGCAGCCCGUCUUUGCCUUUCUGCCGCUGCGCAGCUUCGGCUUCCGAUUCAUCGUUCAAGGAGAUUUUGACAUUCCUUCCUCUAGAGAGGAUGUUGAUCGGGACAGUUCUUGGAAUCAGUGGCUUCGUUCUGAGAUCCCUCAGGUCUUUCUCCAAGCCAUGGAGGUCUUCAGUAAACACCCCCAGUUCAGUGGACUGCGUGGGCUCUGCCACUUUCUGCAGUUCAUUCCUCAGCCCAGUGAAAUCCUGGACUUCUUCAACCCUGUGGCUAAUCAGAUCAUCCAGCUGCUGAAGGGUAAACCCUUCCUGCCAGCCAAGGAGGACAGUGAAGGCAAGGUAGAGUUCAAGCUGCCUUCCCAGGUGGCUGUGUGUCAGGACCCACUGAUCCAGGAGGUGAUUGGAGGAGAGGAGCUGUUUAAGCACCUGAAUCUGUCUUACUUGCACCCGGUUCUACAGUCGGCUCUGUCCCAGUCCCUCCUCAACUCUCUGGGCAUCCACCGGCUGAGGGGUCAUGAGAUCACCACCGUCAUCUGCGCCAUGGCCAAAAGCCUUGCACAACACGGCGACCUUCAGUCAGAUAAUGGCCUGCAGAAGCUGGCCAAGCUACUGGCGUGUAACUUCCGCGCUCUGGAGCUGGAGUACGGGGAGGUAGACGAUCAGCUGCAGGCCCUAAGAGACGUUCCCAUGAUCCCUCUGGCAGACGGCCGCACGGUGGCUCUCAGUGCAGAGGGCGUGUUCUUUCCUCUCAGUGACAAAAAGAAGUCUUAUUCAGGUCUGAGGGCUCUGUAUAAGGACCUGAACAUCGUGGAGCCGUGCCUGUUGUCUUGUCUGAAUGAGCUGGGGAACUCUCAGGUGCACGAGCUGCUCCGCAGACUACAGGUGCACGACCUGGAGCCACAGGAGGUGCUGCAACAGCACAUCUACCCCAUUCUGAAGAGCACAGCCUGGAAGGAAAAGUCAAAGGACAUCACUGUCAGCUACCUGGUGUUUAUUAAACAGCACUCUCAGAACCAGGACUACAGGGCACUGAGGGCAGACAUCCCUGUCUGGACUAACAAGGGCUUCCUCUGCCCUGCUGAGAGCAAAGUCCAGUUCUCUAAAGAGUACGGCAACAUCGACCUGCCCACCAAGCUGCCGGGUGUGGACUGGGUGCUGCUGGACCCAUGCUACCUCCGGGAUGAUGGAGAUGUGUCUGGUUGGAGGGAAAUGUUCAGUGAGUUGGGGGUGAGGGACUUGCUUAUCUUCAGGAAAGAGAAGCACACCUUCACUGUUGCAGAACUGGCGUCCAGCCCGUGGGCCACAGAAGGCAAGCUGUGGGCUAAGCCUGCAGACGGAGUGUAUGUUAUUCAGGAUCAGCACUGUGAGGAGUUCCACUCCCUGCUCACAGCAGAUCAGCUCCCCACCCACAUCAAACUCCAACAGAGACAAGCUCUGAUCAGCCUGCUGGAGCACAACUGGGACACGGGGGAGAAAUAUUCUCAGUAUCUCAGCGCUCAGGUGUUGGACGGUGAGAGCAGACCUUUGAGAGACACCAGGUCCUCGUUCCAUCACUCCCUGACCCAGCUGGCCUGGGUGCCUGCGUUCAGACCUGUGCUGGAGGGAGGACGCACCGUGACCUACUUGUGCCCUAACACAGUGUACCUCUUUUCUGCUGAGGUGCACAGACUUCUGGGAGCUCACGUUCAUUACAUCGAUUUGGCUCCUAGCGAAUUCUCCAGAGCUGUGGGGAUGAGGCACAGUGUGAAGGUGGAAGAAAUGGUGGGCUAUCUGAAGCUCUGGUGCACAAAGGCGACUGAGGAGAAGGAGACUGGUGAGGCCGAGGGGGCGGACUUCAGCACGACCGUCCAGCACAUCUACUAUGUUUACUGUUACCUGCAGGCCGAGUGCUCCUCCGCACAGCUCAAAGAGCUCUUCCAGCACUCGCCCGCUGUCUUCAUCGAGUACGACAGGAAGGACGAGUGUUGUUCUGGACACUUCUAUCAUUUAAAGGACGUGUGCUGGAGCGAUCCUACAGGCAUGUUUGUCAGAUAUAAAGAGUUGAUCCGCAGGCCGGAGAGCGGAGUCCGAGAGCCAAUAGUUCUGUCUCCAUUUUAUCACCCACUACAGAACAUGAAAGAACUGUUCAUGUCUCUGAAUGUUGAGCGCAGUCCAUCUAUGAGGCAGUAUGUGGACCUCCUGGAUGUUAUCUGUGAGUCAUCACCGAUUCCUACAGGAGAGGUUCUUCAGGAUAUCUCCAUUCUUUUUGCCCGACUGGCUGAAAAAUGUAAAAUAAAUAUGCCUGGAGAGCAAGACCAAGACAUUGAAUUAGACAGGCAUUACUGCAGGUCUUUGAAAGAAAUGGUGUCUUACAAGCGGGUGUUCCCUACCAAAACCCAGGUCUGGGUCACGCUGGCACGCAAGCCCAUGAUAUCAGAUGAUCCGAGCCUGGAGAAGAUCUUCAAAUCUCACAGUGAUGUUUGUCUACUCAACCUGCCCUCGGCACAGAGGAAAACAGCAAACAUUCAAUCCAAAAACAAGCUUAAACCAGCUGGACCAAGAGGUAAGCUGCACGAGGAGAAGCCAGCUUUCAGUGAGCGAGACCGAGAGCUGUUUCUGGAGAUCUGUGGGAUAAGGAAACUUUCCCAUUGUGUGACCACUGAAGCUCAGACUGAAAACUACAGGCCGUGCCCAGUCAUGCAGGCUCUCGUCCACGACCUUAUCCCAUAUAUUCAGAGGUUCAUCUACCACCACGAGGAGCUGGGAGAAAUAUAUGAAGACUUGAAAGAGAAUGGCAUUGCCCAGGAGAUCCAGUCACUGAGUUUUGGUCAGGUUGGAAAACUCUACAUUUAUUACCGUCUGGAGCAGCCAGACGAGCAGCCUAUUUUAGAGAGCGAGGACAUCAUAUGCUUGCUGAAAGACAGGAAGGAGUUAUAUAUUCAGAAGGACCAUCAGCUACCCAAACUGGACAUCGGCAGAGAGCUGGUGAAACUGUUCACAUCUGAAAAAAACUUGGCAAAGGAGCUGGAGCACUUUGUUGAAGGCCUUGUUACAAGCAUUGGUGAUAAAGCUGGGUUGAGAAGAUUCCUGGACAGAAAGGACAUUCAGGAGCUUCCUGAGGAUGAAGAGCAGUGGGAGGUUCCUGCGCCAGUGGUGCUCAAGCCAGAUCCCAUUGUGCCCACCAGCCUCGCAUCUGGAGCUGCAAGUGUGCAGGAAGUAGAGAAGAAGACUGAGGAGGAUGAAGAUGAUAAGUUGCACUGCUGGCCUCCCAGAGCAUCGCUUGGUAAAACAGGAGGGAGCAGCACAGGAGCAGGAAGUCAGGCUGUGGAUGCAGUGAUGAAGAUGUGGCCUCCUCCAGCACCUCCAACUUCCUCAGCGGUUCCAGCUCAGCGGGGCUCUGGAGCAGAGAGGACCCCCUCCAGUGUGAGCUCUCAGGGGAAUACGGGAGAGUUCCAACAACACAGCACUCCAUCAGGAGCUCCUAGUGCUCCUGUCCCCAGGGCAAGUGGCUGCGCCCCUCACUCAGGUCCCACAGAAUCAAGACCAGCACAGACUCUCCAGGAUAUUCGCCAAGAACCCCCUGCUGAGCCCAGCCCGACUCCUGCUGAGACGCCUAACCUAAGCACAGACAAGAUAACAACUGAGAGCAGUCCAGCAACUGAAGAACCACAUACAUCACAACCUCCACAGCCGGUUCACAAACCAGUUCAAGCUCCAGAGAUAAUCACAAGCCAGUUCCAGGGAGGCAGUCCUCAGCGUCCACUCAUUCCACUGGACAGUGCGGUGUGGACCAAACCAUUGACCGCAGAAGCCGUUCUGGAAGACCUUGUGCUGGACUGCAGCCUGCCUCAAUCCCUGCAGCUGGCGGAGGACUUUGAUGACACAACUGAUAUCGGCAAAUGGGGAGAGCAGCUGGUCUACUCUUUCCUCACACACUGGAGAGACACCGGCAGCGGACCCAGUGAGGUCGUCUGGUACAACCAAAGUGGUGAAACCGGCCAACCUUGUGACUUCAAGCUGACCUUCGCAAACGGCCAGAACGGCACACGAGAGGUGUUUGUGGAAGUCAAGACCACAGUGAAACGGGAGCGGCACUUCAUCCACUUGUCAGCCAAUGAGCUGGACUUUGCACUGAAAGAGAAGGAUAAGUAUCACAUUUACAGAGUGUACGGAGCCGGAGAUUCACAAAACGUCCGCCUGUGUCGCAUCAAAAACCUCGCCCAGCACCUGCAUUCCAAAACACUGGAGCUGUUUCUGUUUGUGUAGCACUGACAUAUUUUACCCUUUUAUAUAGUUUUAAUUUUCUGUUGUGUCUCUGUGUUUUAGUGCACUGAUAAAAUAUAAAUCACCACUUCUGUUUUCAUUGUUCACGUUAUGAAGUAACAGCCAGCUUUUGUGGGUUUUAAAUAGGAUUUUAAUUUAUUUUAUUUCAUGUUGUAAACAAGUUUUUAAUUCCUUUUAAUUCUUAUUUGUUCAGAUUGUCACUAUUAAAUAUGUCUAUCUUGUUUUAAGUUUUGAGAAACUGGUUGUUGGUUCUUUUUUUUAUUGUACUUUAUGCAUCUUUAACAAAUCCUUAUUUAAUUUCACCAGAACUGGACCAAAAUAGAGACACAACAUCUGUGUUGAUUAUUACACUGAUAUUCAUUAAAGAAGAAAGAGAAAGAAAGAAA